AUGUCAUCAGCAAAAGGUGCUUCCAUCGGUAUUGACCUGGGUACCACCUACUCCUGUGUGGGGGUGUUCCAGCAUGGAAAAGUGGAGAUCAUCGCCAACGACCAGGGCAACAGAACCACCCCGAAUUAUGUGGCCUUUACAGACACAGAGAGACUGAUUGGUGAUGCUGCAAAGAAUCAGGUGGCCAUGAACCCCAAUAACACCGUCUUUGAUGCCAAGCGUCUGAUUGGACGAAAGUUUGAUGAGCAUGUCAUGCAAUCCUGGAGUAACUUGGAUCAUUGGCCCUUUAAAGUAAUAAAUUAUGAAGGAAAGCCCAAAGUUCAAGUGGAGUACAAAGGAGAAAACAAAACAUUUUACCCAGAAGAGAUCUCCUCCAUGGUUCUGGGCAAGAUGAAGGAGAUUGCUGAGGCCUACCUGGGUCAGAAAGUAAACAAUGCCGUCAUCACUGUACCUGCCUACUUUAGCCACUCACAGCGCCAGGCCACCAAGGAUGCUGGAGUGAUCGCUGGACUGAAUGUGCUUAGGAUCAUCAACGAGCCCACAGCAGCAGCCAUUGCUUAUGGACUGGAUAAAGACAUCGGGUGUGAAUGUAAUGUCCUCAUCUUUGACCUCGGUGGUGUGUACUUAAACGUUUCAAUCGUAACCAUUGAAGAUGGCUUCUUUGAGGUGAAAGCCAUAGCUGGGGACACUCACCUGGGUGGGGAAGACUUUGAUAAUCGCAUGGUGGAUCACUUUGUGGAGGAGUUCAAGAGGAAGUUUAAGAAAGACAUCAGCCAGAACAAGAGGGCACUGAGGAGGCUGUGCACAGCAUGUGAGGUGGCCAAAAAGACACUUUCCUCUAGCUCCCAAGCCGGCAUUGAGAUCGACUCUCUUUAUGAAGGCAUUGAUUUCUACACCUCCAUCACCAGAGCUCGCUUUGAGGAGAUGAACUCCGACCUCUUCAGGGGAACCCUUGAGCCUGUGGAGAAGGUCCUGAGAGAUGCCAAGCUGGACAAGUCACAAAUACAUGACAUCGUCUUGGUGGGAGGUUCCACCAGGAUCUCUAAAAUCCAGAAGCAGUUGCAGGAUUUCUUCAAUGGAAGGGAGCUGAACAAGGGCAUCAACCCUGAUGAGGCAGUGGCCUAUGGUGCUGCAGUCACGGCCGCCAUUCUCACGCGUGACAAGUCUGAGAACGUCCAGGAUCUAGUGCUGCUGGAUGUGGCCCCGCUGUCUCUGGGCAUCGAGACGGCUGGAGGAGUCAUGACUACCUUCAUGAAGCGCAACACCACCGUCCCCACCAUACAUACCAAGACCAUUACCCCGUGCUCUGACACCAUCCAGGUGUAUGAGGGAGAAGGAGCCAUGACCAAGGACAACAACCUGCUGGGCAAGAUUGAGCUGACUGGGAUCCCUCAGGCCCCACGCAGAGUCCCCCAGAUUGAGGUGACCUUUGACAUUGACGCUAAUGGAAUCCUCAAUGUGUCAGCAGUCACCAAAAGCACUGGCAAGAAGAGGAAGAAGAUAUCUGCCACAGCUGACAUUCCAUGGUUCAGCAAGGAUGAGAUUGAGCAGAUGAUACAGGAUGCAGAGAAAUACAAAAUAGAAGAUGACAUUCUCAGGAAGAAGGUUGCUGCCAAGAACUCCCUGGAGUCUUAUUCGUUCAACAUUAAGAGCAGCAUUAAGGCAGUUGAUGAGCGGUGCAAACAGACCUUUACCUGGAUAGAGAACAACGGACUGGCCGACAAAGAGGAGUUUGAGUACGAGCAGAAGGAGUUGGAGAAGGACUGCAAAUCCAUAAUCUCCAAGCUGUACCAUUGAAGGAUUUCAGGAGGAAUGCAGUUUUCAAACGGAGGCAAGCAACCUCUAGCCAGGCCUCAUUCCGGUAGCCAUGAAAUCAAGCCAAAGUAACAUCACAACACCCAAAAUGCAACAGCAAAACAAGAAAAUCAGUUAAAAGAGUCACGAAAACACCCACCAGAAUACAUGAAUUUUGAACCUGGAAAUACUUUGGAGAACAUUCAGUUAAUUUUGUCACAUCUGCAUUUGCAUUUUUGUCACUUGUGUGCAUAGUGUGGGGCAUAGACAUUCUGAUUAUUGAGCUUCCCAGUUGGUUGGGGGUGCUGUGCUUCUUGUGCACUGGGCCUGUUCACCAAUCAGGGGUGGCACAAAUUAAAGAGAUAUCUGGAAUAUUGAACUGAAUCAGAUCAUUCCCAUUAAAGAAUCAUAUUGCAAAUUGUAAUCACAAUUGCAAUGUUUUCUCCAAAUUGUUCAACUCUAGUUUUUCUUUUUAAUUAAAACACAAAACAUUAUUUAUUGCUUUGUGGUAUGUUUUUAAAGUGCAUGUUACUCUCUCACACACACAUGCACUCUAA
Molecule: messenger RNA, 2351 nt
Organism: Sardina pilchardus (European sardine)
Lineage: Eukaryota; Metazoa; Chordata; Actinopteri; Clupeiformes; Clupeidae
Product: heat shock 70 kDa protein-like
Exons: 1
Coding region: 1-1797 (598 amino acids)
Cellular component (GO): plasma membrane; vesicle; nucleus
Molecular function (GO): ATP binding; ATP-dependent protein folding chaperone; ubiquitin protein ligase binding
Source: RefSeq, a predicted model, not a curated record